AUGGCUGCCAAGCGCGUUUGUCUGGCAUACUCUGGCGGUUUGGAUACUUCUGUUAUCCUGGCCUGGCUCAUUGAGAAGGGCUAUACUGUUGUUGCGUUCCUAGCAGAUGUGGGACAAAAUGAGGACUACGACGCUGUCAAAGCGAAGGCUGAGAAGAUCGGUGCCGAACGCAUGAUCAUCCAGAAUCUUCAGCAGGAGCUAGUCGAGGAACUUGUUUGGCCAGCAGUGCAAUGCAACGCGAUAUACGAAGACGCUUACCUCUUGGGGACAUCGUUGGCCAGGCCUGUCAUCGCGAGGGCGAUGAUGAAAGUGGCUAAGCAGUACAACUGUGAAUUCUUGAGUCAUGGAUGUGUCCGGAUGUCAAUGUCGCAUACUCACCCUCUUAUCAGCCAGGUCAGAUUCGAGAUGGCCUGGAGGGCUCUCGAUCAGAAGACAAAGACAAUCAUCCCGUGGCGCAUAUCCGAGUUUUGCGAGCGAUUCGCCGGGCGUCAAGCACUCUUGGACUUUGCUGAAUCAAAGGGCGUUCCUGUGACGUCGACUAAGCAGAAGCCGUUCUCGAUGGAUGCCAACCUUAUCCAUUGCUCUUACGAGGCAGGUCUACUCGAGCAACCCGAGCUCGAGCCGCCAGCCGACAUGUGGACAAUGACCGUGGAUCCCAUGAAGGCUCCUGACGAGCCAACGAGGUUCACUGUCCACUUCGAGAAGGGCAUCCCAAUCAAGCUUGAGGUCGGUGACAAGGCCGUCACUGGCUCUCUGGACAUUUUUAAGGCCGCUAACGAAAUUGGCCGAGCUAAUGGGGUUGGUCGUGUGGACAUUGUCGAAUCAAGGUUCAUUGGUCUCAAGAGCCGUGGCUGUUACGACACCCCCGGCUUGACGAUCCUGCGCACCGCUCAUCGAGAUCUCGAGGGCCUCGUCAUGGACUCCAAGGUCCGUGCCAUCCGUGACCAGAUGGUCACCUCGAACUGGACCGCCUGUCUCUACAAUGGCAUGUACUUCAGCCCAGAGCGAGAGUUUCUCCAUAACUCCAUCAUCUUUAGCCAGAGGCACGUCGAGGGCAAGGUCAAUAUGGUUGCCUAUAAAGGCAGCGCAUUCGUUGUCGGACGCUCCAGCGAGACCUCGAACCUUUACUCCGAGACUGAGUCGUCCAUGGAUACGCUCGAGGGCUUCUCCCCAAUGGACACGAGCGGCUUCAUUGCUAUUCAGGCUAUCCGUCUGGAGAAGUAUGGUGCCCGCAAGAUUAGAGACGGCGAGCCUCUUGCCCCUGUCUAA
Metarhizium album ARSEF 1941 is the source of this 1269-nucleotide messenger RNA. Its product is annotated as arginosuccinate synthetase. The coding region runs from base 1 to 1269 and encodes 422 amino acids. The record is from RefSeq and is a predicted model, not a curated record. The transcript is spliced from 11 exons. Gene Ontology annotation, molecular function: ATP binding; argininosuccinate synthase activity. NCBI's taxonomy places the organism in Eukaryota, Fungi, Ascomycota, Sordariomycetes, Hypocreales, Clavicipitaceae. Gene Ontology annotation, biological process: L-arginine biosynthetic process; urea cycle. Gene Ontology annotation, cellular component: cytoplasm.